Messenger RNA from Polypterus senegalus (gray bichir), 6133 nucleotides. It is a transcript of the gene kcnq3, whose product is annotated as potassium voltage-gated channel, KQT-like subfamily, member 3. The coding region runs from base 607 to 3171 and encodes 854 amino acids. Gene Ontology annotation, cellular component: membrane. The transcript is spliced from 15 exons. The record is from RefSeq and is a predicted model, not a curated record. Lineage: Eukaryota; Metazoa; Chordata; Cladistia; Polypteriformes; Polypteridae. Gene Ontology annotation, biological process: transmembrane transport; potassium ion transport. Gene Ontology annotation, molecular function: voltage-gated potassium channel activity.
UCGUCGUGGCGAGCGCCGCGGCACCAAUCGCGGCAGCGGCAGCACUGCGUGCGAGCGGACGCGUCUGUCUUUGACAAGGAGGAGGCUCGUCCGUCUAAUCCGCCUUCAACAAAGGAUGCGGCUGUUAAACACAGGCGGUGCAGAAUGAACCUUUUCACAUGCGAAGCGUUACAGAAGAUGCCAGAUAAACGAGGAUUUCUCUGAAACAAAAAAAAAAACAAAAAAACGGAGAGCACGACUUCCCCCUACUAACACACACACACACACACACACACGGCACGUCUUGCAAAUCCGUGUCCUCGGGCCGCUACCAUGAAGAAGAUAACAGGCUAGGUCUUCGGGUUCGUCCGUAUAACGGACAUCUGUACUCAGCCGAAGCUGAUCUGACUGACCGACGCCCCGCCAAGAUUGUGAUAUGGCAGCGUUUCACUAAGGCUUGCCUGCGAUGUUCUCCAUCCAACCAGACUGAGCACCUCGCUCCUGCUAUUGGGGACCUGAUGCUCAGAUGACCUCCUGCCGCCGACGAUGUGAGCUGAAUCGCGCAGAUCAUGGCAUGCAGCUCUUUUAAGUUUCCAAUACGCCUUCAGCUCACCACCGCUAAAGAAAAUGGGAAUCAAGUCCAGGAAUGGUGUUAGUGCUUCGGCAGAGGAAAAGGACAAAAAGGCGGGGCUGACGGGCGACUUAGACCAAGGCAACUUGGGCUUGGGGUCCGGAGCCGAUAAAGAUGGAACCCUCUUGCUGGUGGGGCCCGGCAGAGAAGACUUCAAACGAGGAUCUCAGGGUCUGGGGCUUCUGGCCAAAACGCCCCUGGGUUAUGGUAGACCUGUCAAGAGGAAUAAUGCAAAGUAUCGGAGGAUUCAAAACUUGAUCUACGACGCGCUGGAAAGACCCCGAGGAUGGGCGCUGCUCUACCACGCGUUCGUGUUUUUGAUUGUACUCGGAUGUUUAAUUCUGGCUAUCUUGACGACCUUUAAGGAAUAUGAAGAGGACUCUGCAGACUGGCUCCUCAUACUAGAAACCUUCACCAUUUUCAUAUUUGGAGCAGAGUUUGCAUUGAGGAUUUGGGCUGCAGGCUGCUGCUGCAGAUACAAAGGAUGGAGAGGGCGUCUGAAAUUUGCCAGGAAGCCUUUGUGUAUUUUAGAUAUCUUUGUACUUAUCGCCUCAGUGCCAGUUGUGGCAGUAGGAAACCAAGGGAAUGUAUUGGCCACCUCUUUAAGAAGUCUGCGUUUUCUACAGAUUUUACGGAUGCUUCGAAUGGACAGGAGGGGAGGAACGUGGAAGCUUUUAGGUUCAGCCAUAUAUGCACACAGCAAGGAGCUGAUCACAGCCUGGUACAUUGGAUUUCUGUCGCUCAUUCUUGCCUCGUUCCUCGUUUACCUUGUUGAGAAAGACGACGUCGUCAUGGAUAUCACGAGUUCACCUACUGGAAGUCCCAACCACAGCCAGGACUUUGACACUUAUGCAGAUGCUCUCUGGUGGGGCUUGAUAACCUUAACCACCAUCGGCUAUGGAGACAAGACCCCAAAAACAUGGGCCGGUCGCCUUCUAGCUGGCACUUUUGUCCUCAUUGGCGUCUCAUUCUUUGCCCUUCCAGCUGGAAUUUUAGGUUCUGGUUUGGCUUUGAAAGUUCAGGAACAACAUCGGCAAAAGCACUUUGAGAAACGGAGACACCCUGCUGCUGGAUUAAUACAGUCAGCCUGGAGAUAUUAUGCCACCAACCCCACCCGAGACGACCUCAUUGCCACCUGGAGAUUUUAUGAAACCGUCAUAUCCCUGCCAUGUUUCAGAAAGGAUCUUCUGGAAGGAGUUGCCAGCCAAAAACUAAGUCUCCUGGAUCGCGUGCGUCUCCCCAAUCCUCGCGCCACUGCUAUAAAGGGCAAGCUCUUUACCCCCAUGAGUACUGAUGCCAUCGAGGAAAGUCCUUCGAGGGAACCAAAGACGGGAGGUUUCACCAAUCGAGAGCGAUUCCGGACUGCCUUUCGGAUGAAGGCGUAUGCUUUCCGACAAAGUUCUGAAGAUGCUGGCGCACUAGCAGAUCCGGGGACUGAAGAAAAGGGCUUUCCCAGUGACAUACUGAUGGAGGAGAGCAUCCCAACACUUAAAGGCGUAAUCAGGGCGGUCAGAAUUUUGAAGUUUCUUCUAAACAAAAAGAGAUUCAAAGAGACCUUGAGGCCUUACGAUGUGAAGGAUGUGAUAGAGCAGUACUCAGCGGGGCACCUUGACAUGCUUUCUAGAAUCAAAUACCUCCAGACAAGAAUAGAUAUGAUCCUGGCUCCUGGACCACCGUCAACUCCGAAACACAAGAAGCCCCAAAAAGGACCUUUUGUGUACCCCUCACAACAAUCUCCAAGCAAAAAUGAGCCAUAUUUAUCCAAAGCACCACUGCCAGAGGCUGAAGACCAAAGUAUGAUGGGGAGAUUUAUAAAAGUGGAAAGACAGGUGGAACAUAUGGAGAAAAAACUUGACUUCCUAGUCGACAUGCAUUUGCAGCAUAUGGAUCAACUGCCUCCAGACCAGAGCAGGCCAUUAACGAAAGACAUUUCCGAACCAGAGAUUCCAGCUGAGGAAAAGCAGGACGACAAAUACACGGACUUCAAGCGCGUCUUCUUCAAUUACACUGAGCCGUGCCCUCCUAUGUCUUACCAAAUUCCUGUCAGCAAGGUUACACCGUACAGCUUCUUCAGGAAGGAGCCCCACCAUACCAGCUUCUCAUCGCCUUUGAUGAUGGAAGAGUUAGGCUGCAUGAGAUUGCCUCAUCCUUCCAUGCUUUACAUCGAACGGCCCAGCGUUUUGCCUAUCAGUACGCUGGUGGAUUCUCGAAACAGCCCACCUUCAGAAGGAGAUGGUCAAAGCCCUUUCAUGGAUUAUACAUCCCCGAGGCAAGGGAGAACCACGGUGAGGGACACGGACACCCCACUGUCACUUCUUUCUGUGAAUCACGAGGAACUGGAGCGCUCCCCCAGCGGCUUCAGCAUCUCUCAAGAGAAAGAGGAUUUGACUUUUGGACUCAAUGGAUGUAGCUCAAGCUGGAUGAAAGAAAAACGAUAUCUCGCUGAGGGUGAGACCGACACGGAUACUGAUCCCUUUACACCAAGUGGACCUCUUCCCUUGUCGUCAACUGGAGAGGGAUUCCCAGACUCAGUAUGGACCAGCUCUAGUAACCCUCUUUAGCUCUUUCUUUCUUCUUUUUCUUUUUCAUUUUUUUCACAAGGGAAGUACGGUAGAGUAGUAAAUGAAAACUUGACUUCCAUUUGUAAAAUAUAUAUACACUUUGUAUAUUUCACCACAUUAAAUACUAAUACUGAGAUUCACCCAAAGCUUAAUCGCUGCAAAGCAAAAAGGCACUGCAUGUAAUGCAUGCAAAUCUAGUGGUAGACAGUGCAAAACUCAGAUAACAAAGAGCAAAAAAAAAAAAAAAAGAAGAAAAUCUAUGCUAUUUCAUAACACUAAAAGGAGAUCAUUUUUGUGCAUGGUUUGCAUGGAGCUACAUCAUAACAAAUUGUUUAAACCAAAUGUCCUCAGAAUUAAUGUGUAGUACAUGUGUGGCUUUCAUUCUGAUUUCGUUAGACCAGACACGACAAAAUUCACAGAAUGCUUGUAUUCCUCCUGAAGCAGAUGCAGCAAGGUAUCCAGCAGGCAGGGAACAUCAUCUGCCACAAAGUUCAUGCCUGACUGUAUGGUGGGCAUGAAGAAAAUACAAUACAAUACACCGUUAUUUUUGUGUAGCGUUCUUCGCUGAGUGCAGGUGCAGAGCGCUGUGAACAAUUCUCACUUAAAUGACAAGUAUAGAUAAUACUGAUUACUAAGUACAGAACUGCUGCACACAUAAAACACACAGAGAACAAAGUAGAGCUGAUUAAACAGACAUGGAAACCAACUGUAACUGAUGAACUUUGGCCAGUUGACAAUGGAGGACAUUAAAAUUGCGAAAAUGAAAUUUAGACUGUUACGAUCGGGGAAGAAUUUCGGGAUCUUUAUAGCCUUAUCCUCUUAUGGAAGCCAUUUUCCGUACUGUGUUCGGGUCGCAUCACAUGUUUCUAGGGGGUGUGGCUUGGAGUUUACCAGCAUAGAUAGAUAGAUAGAUAGAUAGAUACGGGAUAAUAACUGUGGAAGAAAGUCACCCCUCAGACUUACAGUAUCAGGCAGAAAAACUCAGGCAGGAGGAAGCUUGCCAGUGUGCAUUUAUUUUUCUUCUUAUGAGAACCGAACAAAGUCACAGAGUUUUAUUUAUAAGCAUUUCAUUUUCAGAAUAGGCAUACGCAACAUGUGAUACAACAACUUACAUUUUAUACUGAUUGGUCCUUUCAGGAGAAUGCCUUAAUCACAGACCACAAUACUUCAUUGAUUUGCUUAUUUCUUACAUGCCCGUGCUAAUCAUGCGCUGUACACUUUAUUUCCUUCAUUCUGAUUGGUUAAAGUUCAUUCCCCCACACAUGGCCAUCAAGCCCUUCGCAGUUUCCUGCAGUUUAACGCAUUUAGCAUUUUACUCUUUCUUCUCUUACACAGUACAAUUUACAGAGACGUUACUUACAAACUUACAUUGUAACCUUACUUUUUCUUAGCAGGCUAUUCCGUGUCGCUAAAGCAUGCUAUCACUCCCAGUAAAGCAAAAGCACUCCACAAAGGUUAACGUUGGCACUCAGCUUUUUUUCCGAUCUGAGGUUAAAUCCUUCUAUAAUGUUUUCUUGAAUUCUUUCUGAUUAAUUUUCAAGUCUUGCCGGGUUUUCGACUUCUUGCCUGAAGGGGUUGGCUGUGAUUUUUGACUCUCAUCUGCGUUUUGGUCAUUUUGUUUUACUUUAGUUUUGUUUGUGUGGCCUUUUUCAUGCAUCUCUCAGUUAAACUCAUGAAAUUAGUUAUCUGUUUCUCUGCUGAGUCACAACACAGAUAGAGUCACAUUCCUGGAGACCCGCUUACCCGCUCCUGGGUUUUCUGUGGUGGAGUCUGUGCUGGCCAUUCAAACUGAUGAGAGGAUCUUUCUAUCCAAUGAUUCCAGUGCUCCGCUAAGUGCCACCACCUGAUACCAAGAAGAGAAAUGGAGUAGAGAAACAUCCGUUACAAAUGUACAAUGUACAAAUGACUAGCAGUACGCACAUUUAAUCAGCAGCUCUAGUCAGGGUAUGCCAGACUAAAAUCAUGAGCCCUCAGCCUGAGACUGAAGGGGCAUCUCUUAUAUAUGCAGGUAGAUCAGUCCACAGCUUUGGGACCCUGUAACUAAGAGGCUGACUACCCACUGUUAUUUUAAUAAUCCUUGAAAUCUUAAGUAGACCGGCAUCUUGAGAUCUCAGUGUGUGCUCUGGUUUACAAGUAAUGACAAGUUCAGAUAAUUAAACAGGGCCUUGGCCAUUUAAGACCUUAUUUGUUAAAAGGAGGAUUUUGAAAUUAGCCCUAAACUUAACUGGGAGCUACUGUAAGCACCCGAGGGCUGAAGUUAUGAGUUUGUAUUUUCUAGUUUGUGUAAUAAUUCUUGCAGUAGCAUUUUGACUUAACUGAAAGCUGAAUAAAGAACUCUUUAAAGAGCCACUGAAUAACACAUUGCAGUAGUCAGUCCUACUAGAGAUAAAUGCAUGAGUUCUGCCCAUAGCAGGCAUUCGCCCAUUGGAUGGACUGGUUCUCAAGUCCAUCCUGAGUAUCGCUCAGUGCCUGUUAGAAUGCCAGCCCCACUAUAGAUGUUGUAAUGUCUUUCCACAUCCAGGUCCUAGUUGAGGAAGGAAAUACUCUCAUUCCCUCCAUGACCUUUCGUAUUCAAGGCCUACUGGCCAGGUAAUGGAGUAGGGUCCACACUGGCUGGGACUGUGGUUCGUGCCUCACAGAGAGAAAGUCAAAAGUUAGAAAAUGUUCACACGGUGUAAAAUUCAGGUGUGUUCUGGCACUAAAUUAACUGAUAUAAAAGUUUGGGCAUUCCACAUUUACUUCAUCCAAAAGCCAUUUUAUAUGUUUUACCUACAUUCCACUCAAAUUAUGCCAAAACAAGAGUAAAUUUACUAUUAACAUUAAGUUCAAAUAUUUGGCUCUUACACUAUUAAUGCAAAAUGAUCAAUACUAGCGUAAAAUCAUUAUCAAUAUUACCCUGUUAACACUAUCAUUACCAGAGCCUACGAGAAAACUCGUAAAUCCGGCCCACCUUAAAUCCGUU